AUGCCCUCCUCCGACUCGCUCAAGUCAGGCAGCUACUCGAUCCUCCCCUCCCAAGACAACACACACGACAUCACGUACGACCUCCCUUCGACAAAGUGCCUGAGCACCUUCCGUAGCAUGACGACUGUCUCAACCUCCGCGGCCGAGAACAGGCCGCUCAACCACGACGUCGUGUUGCCGCUCGGCACGCCCCCGUCCAGUGCCGCCUCUGACUUCUACGCCCCCAGCGCCGGCGUCAGCGCCAGCGAUGAUGGCUGCUCGCCCAGGGUGCUCGCGAGGUUCGCCUUCAGCCCGGUUGCCGCGCUGCACGUCGCCGCCAUCCCGUUUGCCAUCCCCCUCGCCGUCAUCGAGGUCCAGGGCCGGUCGUGGCGCGACGGGCUGGCCACCUUCUUCAUCGUUCUGGCCAGUAUGCAGCUCGCCUGGCUCGUCGUGGCGCUCUUGACGCAGAGCCACUUUAGCCGCGCUAGCGGAGGAGGAUGA
This is a messenger RNA of Colletotrichum navitas, 480 nucleotides long. RefSeq lists its product as uncharacterized. The transcript has a single exon. The record is from RefSeq and is a predicted model, not a curated record. The coding region runs from base 1 to 480 and encodes 159 amino acids. Lineage: Eukaryota; Fungi; Ascomycota; Sordariomycetes; Glomerellales; Glomerellaceae.